GACGCUACAUUUUUGACGGGAGGAGCGGCGCCAAACGAGCGUGCGAAAAGGCACAUGGAGUUUGAAAUAUCUCUGAAUUCUGGCUGGAAAAACGAGGAGGAUCAGAAAAAUAAAACAAAAAGAGGGAAGUAACAGGAGGUGUAUGUGGCCUCUCACUCUAGUUUCCCUGCAGCUAUCAUGAGUUGGAGUUUCCUGACUCGCCUGCUGGAAGAAAUCCACAACCAUUCCACAUUCGUGGGCAAGAUCUGGCUCACCGUCGUCAUCGUCUUCCGCAUCGUGCUGACGGCCGUAGGAGGGGAGUCCAUCUACUACGAUGAGCAGAGCAAGUUCGUCUGCAACUCGGGCCAGCCGGGCUGUGAGAACGUCUGCUACGACGCCUUCGCUCCUCUCUCGCACGUCCGCUUCUGGGUUUUCCAGAUCAUUCUGUUGGCCACGCCCUCGCUCAUGUACCUGGGCUAUGCCGUCAACAAGAUUGCUCGGGCGGAGGAGCAGACAGACAGCGGGGGAGUGAUCGGACUUUCGCAGAGGAAGCCCGGGAAGCCCUAUCUCGCAGGCAGAAAGCAGCACAGGGGCAUCGAAGAGGCCGAGGAUGACCAGGAAGAAGACCCGAUGAUCUAUGAGAUGGCGGAGGAGGAGAGUGAUGGCGGCGGACCGGUGAAAGGAAACAGUGGCGAUAGGCUAACAAAGGUCAAGGUGCGCCAUGACGGGCGCCAGCGUAUCAAAGAGGAUGGACUGAUGCGUAUUUAUGUCCUUCAGCUCUUGACCCGCACCUUGCUGGAGGUGGCUUUCUUGUGUGGACAGUACGCCCUGUAUGGAUUCGCUGUGCCUCACACCUACGUGUGCUCAGACCAGCCCUGCCCUCACAGAGUGGACUGCUUUGUGUCCCGGCCCACUGAGAAAACGAUCUUCCUCCUCAUCAUGUACACAGUCUCCCUGCUCUGUCUGGCACUCAACAUAUGGGAGAUGCUUCACCUGGGCAUCGGUACCAUCUGUGAGAUCGUACGCUCCCGCCGGGUGUGGCUGCCCGACGAUGAGCUGUACGGGCUGACGCGGGCACAAGGAGCUCUCAAUGACGAAGGACUGAGCGGAGAUGAUUACAGAGGCUACCCUUUUUCCUGGAGUGCACCAUCAGCUCCACCUGGGUACAACGUCGCCAUCAAGCCUCUUCUGGUAUCUACAGGACACCACGACAAGCCACUACCCAUCACCGACAUCACUAACGCCAAGAUGUCAUGCCGGCAGAACCACGUGAACACUGCCGAAGAGGAGCGUCAGCAGUACACUAAUAACGGUGAAAACAUGUGCACAGCAGGGAUGGGAGAUGCCCCCAGAUGUGUUCACAAGGACAUCCGUCAGCCUCAGAACAAGCUGGAGGCUGACAGUCCGGCCAACAGCUACAGCAAGCCUCACCGUGAACGUAAACACCGGCAGGCCUCCAAACAUUCAAGCAAGGCAGACGCUAACAGAGGCAGCAGCACCAGCAGUAGCAGCAAAUAUGGAGUCAUAAAGGGUUCUGAGUGGAUCUGAAAUAAUACAGACUGCGACUUUUGUUAUUUUAAAACAAUGCAAAGCCUUCUCAGACCAAAAAGUAUUUAUGUUUGUGUGUCCGUACUGUGUGUAAAACAUGGACACGGCACCUAGUUUAGAUUCUUUUCAUACCAUUAUAAUAGUUUGGUGAUUAUAAGUGAUUGAUAGUGUCCACUGUUAAGUCAUGUGAGGAUCAAACAAUUUAACAGUUGGCCACAAAAAAUAAACCUAAACAUCCCCAAUGGUAAUAAAUGGUACCUGCUCAUGCAGAUAUAUUAUAUAUAUAUUAUAUAUAGGAAUACUCACCGCCCCAGGGCCUUCUGCCAGUCCGUGACAAAGCUGGAUAAAUGUUUGUUGCCGCUGUAAACAAUAUAAAAACGUAUGAAAAUAACUUUGUAUAUUUUGUUAAAUGACUUUUGCAGG
Molecule: messenger RNA, 1950 nt
Organism: Anarrhichthys ocellatus (wolf-eel)
Lineage: Eukaryota; Metazoa; Chordata; Actinopteri; Perciformes; Anarhichadidae
Product: gap junction gamma-1 protein-like
Exons: 3
Coding region: 178-1527 (449 amino acids)
Biological process (GO): cell-cell signaling
Cellular component (GO): connexin complex
Molecular function (GO): gap junction channel activity
Source: RefSeq, a predicted model, not a curated record